Molecule: messenger RNA, 237 nt
Organism: Penicillium cosmopolitanum
Lineage: Eukaryota; Fungi; Ascomycota; Eurotiomycetes; Eurotiales; Aspergillaceae
Exons: 2
Coding region: 1-237 (78 amino acids)
Source: RefSeq, a predicted model, not a curated record
AUGCUGCAGGUCGGCGAUCAAGGCAGUGACAGCCCUACCCAACACACUUGGUUGGUUUUCCCAUUUAACGCCAUCAUGACAGGACUAGACCGCCACUUUCGAUGUGGUGGUGCCAUAGUGCGAAGUGUCUCUUUGCCAUUUGCAAAGGGCCAUAGGCGUAUGAAGUGGGUGAGCUUUUGGUACAACAAAGUGCCCUUCCGUUCGAAGGAUGAUGACACAGGAAAGGAAAUGAAAUGA